CUUGAACUUCAGCCACAUCCAGCCACACCUGUCCAGCCAACUUGUCGCCGCGCUCAAUCACCAACCAUCCUUGCAAUGUCUGCUCCCGCGUCAAAAGCGCCUCUACCACUAGACGAUUACAGGCGGUAUGGCAGGCAGAUGAUUCUCAAUGGCAUCGGUCUCCCCGUAGGUGCAGGAGGACUCGGAUGCCCUGCUCUGCAAUACCUCGCGGCGCGGGCCACCUGCGCACUGAUAGGGACCAUCGGCGUAAUAGACCACGAUUCCGUUGAACUUUCUAACCUACAGCGCCAGGUUCUUCACACUGAAGCGCGAGUGGGUACACCGAAAGCCUUGUCUGCAGCGAAUGCCAUCAAGCAAAUAAAUUCUCGCAUCAAUGUCACACCUAUAGUAGAGGCUUUGACGUCUGAAAACGCGCUGGCGCUCCUCGCGCCCUAUGACAUAAUUCUGGAUUGCACGGACAACCUGCCCACGCGCUAUUUACUCUCUGACACAGCCGUUCGUCUCGGAAAGCCGUUGGUGAGCGGUGCAGCGCAACAGUUUGACGGACAGCUUUGCGUCUACAAUCUACCUUUGUCGGAUACGGGUCAAGAACGAGGCCCCUGCUUCCGAUGUCUCUUCCCGAAGCCACCCGCGCCAGAGAAUGCUGGGAGCUGCGAGGAGCUCGGUGUUCUCGGUGCGGUGACAGGCGUCAUCGGCGUCCUACAAGCCACAGAGACCAUCAAGAUCAUAACCGGAUUGCACGAUCGUAGACCAACCAUGUUGAUGUACUCUGCCCUAACUACUCCGUCUUUCCGCUCGAUCAAGCUACGCACCCGGCGUCCUACCUGUCCUGCCUGCGGGACGGUGCCUGAGAGAGAACGUGUGGAGAAGAUCAACGACACCGACUACGUUGCAUUCUGCGGAGGACCACGGCCAGACUGGGUGGCACGCGGUGUGGAAGGCGCGGACGAUGGAAUAAAGAGAAUACGUGCGACGGAAUUGCAUGAAGCGCUGAACUCCUCGGGAAGGCAAGUCAAAGUCGUCGACGUCAGGCCACCGACCGAGUUCGGGAUAUGCCACCUGCCAGGAUCAUUCAAUAAAUUCAUUUUUGCCGGCCGCCCAGACGCGCCUCCGAUUUCCGAUGGAGACGGACAAGACGGUCUCACGGAAACCUACGUCGUCUGCCGCCUUGGCAAUGACUCUCAGAUCGCCGCUGAUGCACUGCGCGCUGAAACCACACAUGGCGUGGUGAAAGAUCUGGUGGGGGGACUGAGGGCGUGGGCGGCGGAUGUAGAUCCUGACUUCCCGGUUUACUGAGCAGACGGGCGUAGUUAUGUUGCGCGUUCAGCAUGAAUGAGCAAGGUACAUCUGGCCACGCGGUUGUGCUGAUAUAGACGGCCGUUCCAGCGAACACUGGUAAGGACAGAAUGGAGAUUCAGGGGAGGGCAGUAAGGUGGGCGUUACAUCCAUAAAUCUCAGCUGAGCAUCGGUACUGCAUCAGAGCCAGGACAGAUGUGACUGCACAUGGCAGUCACCUGUAUAACACGGAGAAUCUUUCGCCGGGUAACCCAGACCGUGCAAUUUACGACCACGCAGUUUCUUUUUGCAUUACUUUACGUAUUGUCCACCCACUGGCAUUGCGGACCUUUCUGUCACGGUAUGACUGGCUCUGCGCAUCUCGCUGUCGAAUCAAACAGGUAGGCGAAUGAGAUACGACCGUGCAGGCUUGUGCCAAAUCGACUUCUACG
This is a messenger RNA of Fomitopsis serialis, 1727 nucleotides long. RefSeq lists its product as uncharacterized. The coding region runs from base 76 to 1296 and encodes 406 amino acids. The record is from RefSeq and is a predicted model, not a curated record. Gene Ontology annotation, molecular function: thiosulfate-cyanide sulfurtransferase activity; nucleotidyltransferase activity; URM1 activating enzyme activity. Gene Ontology annotation, cellular component: cytoplasm. NCBI's taxonomy places the organism in Eukaryota, Fungi, Basidiomycota, Agaricomycetes, Polyporales, Fomitopsidaceae. Gene Ontology annotation, biological process: tRNA wobble position uridine thiolation; protein urmylation. The transcript is spliced from 8 exons.